Messenger RNA from Fonsecaea erecta, 1494 nucleotides. RefSeq lists its product as hypothetical. NCBI's taxonomy places the organism in Eukaryota, Fungi, Ascomycota, Eurotiomycetes, Chaetothyriales, Herpotrichiellaceae. The transcript is spliced from 3 exons. Gene Ontology annotation, cellular component: endoplasmic reticulum; membrane. Bases 1 to 1494 code for a protein of 497 amino acids. Gene Ontology annotation, biological process: transmembrane transport. The record is from RefSeq and is a predicted model, not a curated record.
AUGGCGCCCACCGGCCUCCUCAACUCCUUCCUGGCCGCCAUCCAAGCCUCCCUCUCCGUCUUGCUGGUCAUCUUCUACGGCGGUGUGGCGGCCCAUCUCAAGCUGCUCAACUCGGCCAACACCAAGGCCAUCUCCAAGAUCUGCGUGCGUAUGUUCCUGCCCGCCCUGUUGGUGGUCAAGAUUGGCUCCGAGCUGCACGCCGGGUCGGCCCAGCGCUACCUCAUCGUCUUCGUCUGGGCCAUCGUCUGCCACCUCAUCUCCUUCGUCAUCGGCAUCGUCGCCCACCUGUGGCUGGGCAUGCCCGAUUGGACCACCGUGGCGCUCAUGUUCAACAACACCACUUCUUACCCGCUGCUCCUGAUCGAGGCCCUGGACGAGACCGGCAUCCUGCGGGCGCUGGUCGUCACCGACGAGACCACCGACGCCGCCGUCGAGCGCGCCAAGAGCUACUUCCUGGUCUUUGCGACCGUCAGCAGCUGUCUGACCUUUGCCGUUGGCCCCCGCUUGAUCGACACCGAGCACGCGCCCGAGGACGAAGAGGAGUCGAAGGGUGACGACGGCGACCCUCCGUCUGAGCGAGAUGAUGAGCGCUUUGACGCCGUCGACCGGGCCUACUAUCGCGAUCAUCCCGACGACGCCGAGCAGCCUGGCGAGGAGACCGGCCUGCUCCAGAGUCCCGGAACGUACACCUUCCCGCACCGCCCGUCGACCAUCUCCUUCGCCAAUAUCGCCGGCUACGCCGAAAACUCGUUCUUUCCGUCGACGCGCCGCUCGUCCGUCAGCGGGCGGCCGUCCCAGCCGUCCCGCCAACCGUCCCGGCGAGCCUCGGUGUCAAUGCCCCUGCACCGCCGGGCGUCCAUCGUGCCCAAGAAGCACUGGUACAAGCUGGGCCCGCGUGCCAAGUGGUGGCUGCUAUUCGUGUCGGACUUCUUUAACGCGCCGCUGCUGGGCGCCAUCGUGGGCGCCAUCAUCGGGCUGAUCCCGGCGCUGCACCGCGCCUUCUUCAACGACACGUACGAGGGCGGCAUCUUCACGGCCUGGCUGACCGCCUCGCUGAAGAACAUCGGCGGCCUGUUCGUGCCGCUGCCCGUGGUCGUCGCCGGCGUGAGCCUCUACACCGCCAUGAAAGAGGCCCGGCAGGCGUCCGCCGGAGAGGGAGGACAGAAGCCCCCGCCCAUGCCGUGGCUGACCGUGGCCUUCAUCAUGGUCGUCCGCUUCGUGUUGUGGCCCGCCGCGUCCAUCUACUUCAUCUUCGUGGUCGCGUCCAAGUCGACCCUGCUGGGCCCGGACCCGAUGCUGUGGUUUGCCAUGAUGCUGAUGCCCACCGGGCCCCCCGCGAUGAAGUUGAUCACGCUCGUCCAGGUCAGCGACGCCGAGGACGAAGACGAGCGCACCAUCGCAAAGCUGUUGACGAUUUCCUACCUCAUCUCCCCGGUCCUGAGCUUUACCGUCGUCGGAGGCUUGAGGGCCGCGCAGGCCGCGAUUCCGUCGUGA